Molecule: messenger RNA, 4391 nt
Organism: Myzus persicae (green peach aphid)
Lineage: Eukaryota; Metazoa; Arthropoda; Insecta; Hemiptera; Aphididae
Product: B-cell CLL/lymphoma 6 member B protein-like
Exons: 5
Coding region: 1-1944 (647 amino acids)
Biological process (GO): regulation of transcription by RNA polymerase II
Cellular component (GO): nucleus
Molecular function (GO): protein binding
Source: RefSeq, a predicted model, not a curated record
AUGGGAAGCGAGCACUACUGUCUCCGGUGGAACAAUCAUCAGAACAACCUGCUGGGCGUAUUCAGUCAACUGCUCCAAGAAGAGUCCCUCGUGGACGUGACGCUCGCCUGUUCGGAAGAAGGCCGCCUGAUCCGCGCCCACAAGGUCGUGUUAUCCGCGUGUAGCGCGUACUUCAAGGCACUGUUCCUUGACCAUCCGACCCGCCACCCGAUCGUGGUGCUCAAAGACGUUCAGUUCUCCGAACUCCGUGACCUGGUCGAGUUUAUGUACCGGGGCGAGGUGAACGUAGACCACAGACAGCUGACCACCCUGCUGAAGACGGCCGAGAGCCUUAAGGUCAAGGGGCUGGCCGACAUGGCUCGCCCCAGUGAUGGCGACGACGACACCGUCGGAGACCGCGUCGAGCUGGUGCCAGCCGACCGGGACGACGAACCCAUGGAACCUGAAGACCUGCGGCCGUUGAGCCGGUGCCGGACGCCGGUACCUGCUGAGAGCCGUACCCCUUCGCCACCACCCACCGAAAGCGAUGACAACCUUUCCAUGCAAAGCGAACCUAGUGACAUGACCACUGUCUGCAGGCACGACGACCAACCGUCCCCGUCCGGUUCCGGUCUGCCACCAGUUCAGCAAGUACCUUUGUUCUUGAAGAAAGAAGCUGACUGUGACAAGACUGACGACAGAAGCAUUCAAGGGGAAAGCUCUUCAGAAUAUCGGAGUAUACCAGAUCCGGAAGUUUGCUUGGUGGAAGGGGUGUUCAACACGUUGGCCGCAUACAGGUCGCAAGUUUCCGUUCUACAACAAGGAUUUUCCGCUUUCAGUCGGUUCUCGACUCUGCCACCCGUUUACAAUACAGAAACGUCCGUGUCGCUGUACUCGGUGCUCCAACAACAAGGACUGAUCGGGCCAUGUGUGAGCUCGAGCGACGAGGUGGCCAGCCGAUGCCUGAUCCGGUGCGCCAUUUGCCUGGCGGGUUUCCCGUCCACGUGGCUCCUAGAACAGCACACGGCCCUGCAGCAUACCGGACAGCCGGUGCGCGGCCACGGCGGCGACGGCGGUGAUGAGAAACCGUUCCAGUGCGACCAGUGCGGCCAGAGUUACCGUUACCGUUCAGCCUAUCUCAAGCACCGCGAACAAAACCACAGGGCCCGAUUGCCGGCCGACAAGCUGUUCACGUGUGACAUAUGCGGCAUGCAGUUCAGGUACCUCAAGUCGUUCAAAAAGCACCGUCUCAACCACGCGCUGGAAAGGUUACAGCGGGACGUGCCCGCGGCGGUGACAGCGGUACACAGCGACGAUAGCCGAGACGUACCGGCGACACCAACCACCGCCAAGUCGUCGGCGUCCGACAGCCAGGUGACCAGCACGAACGAAGUGGUGUCCGUGGUGACGUCGGCUCAACCGCCGGCGGCCGGACAGCAAAAGGUGGCCGGUGACGCGGCCGCCACUUCACCGUCGUCACUGUUCAACAUGCUACGAUCGAACGCUCAACGCACAGCCGCCGCCUCCGUGGUAGCUAGGUCCACUCCAGUGGCCGCUGUCGCCGCGGCGUCCGCGACCGUAGCUGUGACGACGGCGGCCACCGCCAACAACAACAGCAACGGCAGUGGCAUUAACAACAACGGUAGUGGCAUCAACAACAACAACAACAACAACAACAACAACAACAAUCGAGACGCCAAAUCGUUCGCUUGCCCGUUCUGCGGCAAGUGCGUCCGGUCAAAGGAAAACCUAAAGCUACACGUGCGCAAGCACACGGGUGAACGGCCGUUCGCGUGCUUGUUCUGCGGCCGUGCGUUCGGCGGCAAGAGCGAUCUGACCCGGCACCUGCGCAUCCACACUGGCGAGAGGCCGUACCACUGCGAGAUGUGUGGUAAGUGUUUCGCCAGGGCCGACUACCUGUCCAAACACCUGACCACGCACAUACACAACAACCAUCAGCGCUGAACGCCAACUAUUAUAGCAUUAUAGCAAAUACUAUCGUCGUGUAUUAUAAUACAUGUGUGUUGUUGUUGUUGUUGUCGUCGUUGUCGUUAUUAUUAUUAAUAUUAUAAUUAUAAUUAUUAUUAUUAUUAUUAUUAAAAUUUUUAUUAUUAUUAUUAUUAUUAUUAUUAUUAUUAUUAUACUAAUUAUACUCGAUCUAGAAAAAUACGACGCGUGCCCCGGCGCCAUGGUUCAAAACGGAUUUCCUCUUUUGCAGAUAUGUCUUUUCAUUUUCAUUUUCAUUUUCACGUUGUUCAUUUCCGGUGGUCUGUUUGUAAUUUUAAUUUUUUAAAAAUUAUUAUUUUCUAUCUAUAACGAUGUUAUGUUAUACGCCCGACAGUUAUUGUGUCGUCGACGUCGGUCGAUUCGGUUUCUGAGCGCCGCUCGGAGAAAAGCUCAAUUUUUUUAACGUAAUUUUAUACCUACCACCGCCAUAAUAAUAAAUAUGUUUGGUGACUUUUAUUAUGAUAGAUUUUUUUUAAUUCGAAACGAUUGAAAUCGACCGAUAACGUAUAGCUGACGUGUAAUUUUCGCGAUUAUAUUUGUUCCAUCCCUUUUGAACCAUUGUCGUCGUAUGGAAGAGAAAUCGAACGUCGAAGAACGACAGCGGCCUAUAAAUAUUAUAAUAACAUUUUAUUAAAACAAAUUAUUAUAAUAAUAAUACAAAAUAUAUAAAUAUAUAUAUACACUACGUAUGUCGAAUCCAACUCAAUUGUACACACGAAAGAUAGCAACAACAAAAAAGAACUCUAAAUUAUAUAAGUAUAAUUAUUAUUCUCUAGUCAUAUAAAUUAACGUUUAUAUUUCCUUUGAAAAAAAAAUCAAAAUUGUUUUUGUUUAUGUGAUCAGACGUACGGUUUGUUUUUUAUUUCGUAAAUCGUCGUGCUUUUCUCUUUAAAAUAUUUGACAUAUUUAUAUUGUUUUAAUUUUUGUUACUUUGUAUGUAUAUCUAUAAAUACGUUUACUCGCAUAUUCACGGUCGGUUAUAUUCGUUCGCGAUUUUUGAUGUGAUAAUUUUUAUUUUAUUUUUAUUUUAUUGUAAUUUUUUUUUUUCUAUAAACUUGUAUGUGAUAAAUGUAAAAUUACAUUGCGACAGUUAUUGGGGGCGUCACGGAGUCGAGUGUUUCGCACUCUUGUCGCCGCACGUCCCGGAGUGAUGUGCUAUAGAACUCGAUAAUUCGACAUUUUUAUUUUAACGGAAACAUAUUAUAUAGAUUAGGAUUUAUUCAAUAGGGCUUAUAUGUAUUUGUAAUUUUUUUGUCUCUCGUAAUAAGCAUAUAUUUAUCUUGAGAAAUUGUCAAGGAAAUGUCAUGUGAUUGUAUCUGUGAUAGAAACGGUUAGGGAAAUGAUAUGUAUUUAAAACGUCGAACCAUUUAAAAAAAAUAAACAAAAAUAGGUAAUAUUAUAAUAAAAGAUAAUAAAGUAUUAAUAUACUUGACUGCGAUUGUGAUAACAUAAAUAGCAAUUUGUUACCCAUAUUGUUACGUCGCGAGUGCUGGUUAUGACCUGAUAUAUAGGUGUUAUCAUUAAUUAUAAGCAGAGACGAGGAAACGGGUGAUAAUAAUGGUAUUGUGUAGGUGUAAGUUUAUGAAUUGUAAUAGUGAAUUGUAAUAGUGAAUAAAUGUGUAAUAUUAUGAUGUAUUAAGUAUAAUAAUACAAACAUAUUUGUAUGCAUGUAUUAUUAUAAAGGUAUUGUAGAGUGUUAGAACGUUUUGUACUAUUCGAAACAUCAUAAUAUGAAAUGUUAUGAUGUUAUGACUUAUAAUAAUUAUUACUAUUUUACUAUUAUUGUCAGUGAUGUGCAUUUAUGAUAGUAUGAUACGAAUAAUAAAUAGACUGAGAUUUGGGUGGCCGGACCAGAGCCAGAGAUAACAUGACAUAAUAUGUAAGCAUAGGAUAUAUUAUAUAUUGUACAAUUGUGCUAAGAAGAUAAAUAUUGCUCAAAAACAGUAUUAAAACGCAUAACUCACAAAUCUCAAACACACCGCGUAUACAUAAUUAAUUGAUAAAUACAAAUAAAUAUAUUAAUUGUAAUAGUCAAAACUCGUAACUGUAAUAGUACAAUUUUUUCGUAAAAUGUUUAAUUAUUAAGCUUUUUUACAGCUCUACCUCAUGUUUAUAUAAUGUAAUGAUAUAUGUAAAACAGUACGAUAUUUCACAAAUACUUGUAACAAAAGUACAAAAUAGCCAAUUUUUUUUGUUAAUUAACUCACCUCUUUAUAUAUUUUUAUUUAUACUUAACCUUAAUAACUUAUUAUUAUUUCUUUUUUAAAUUUUUAUUAAGUUUGUAUGUUUUCCAUCAGUACCUCCGUUUUUUUUUUUUAUUAACUAUUAUUUUAACGACGUAUAAACGUGUAUUCAUUCUGUACAAUUCGAUGAAAGGAAAAAAAUAUAUAUAUAAAAAGAAAAUG